AUGAUGAUGGCCACCGAGGAGCUUAUGGACGUCAACAGCAAAUACGUGAUCGGAGACAAGGAGAUUGGGAGCGGGCACUAUGGAGUCGUACGAACCUGUACUAGCCGAGCUACUGGAGAAGAGUUCGCCAUUAAAACCAUCAAGAAGAGCAAGUGCCAAGUCGCCUGCCGAAUAGAUUGGUAUCCCUUUCGGCAGGUGCCUCGAUUGGUUCUGCUGAAGAGAGAGAUCGAAAUCCUCCGGGCGGUGGACCACCCUACUUUGAUUCGGCUCGAGGAUGUCUACGAAGACGACGUCAAUUUGCAUCUAGUGACUGAACUGUGCACGGGGGGGGAACUGUUCGAUCGGAUAAUUCUGAAGACGGAGUCGCAGGAGGGCCACUACAGCGAACGGGAUGCUGCCAACAUCGUUAUCAAGAUCAUUGGGGCGAUCGAGUAUUGCCACAACGAGCACAACAUAUGCCAUCGAGAUCUCAAGCCAGAGAACUUCCUGUUCAAGACGAAGGACGACCAGGCCGAUCUGAAGAUUAUCGACUUCGGUCUGUCCAGGUUUGAGGACGGGUCCGAGGCGAUGACAACCAGGGUUGGGACGCCGUACUACAUUGCGCCCGAAGUUCUGUCCAAGAAGUACGACAAGGCCUGCGACCUGUGGUCCAUCGGGGUGAUCAUGUUCAUCCUCCUGUGCGGUUACCCACCCUUCCAUGGCGCCAACGACGCCGAGAUCUUCAAAGCCGUGCAGCGUGUCGACUACCGCUUCCUCAGCCCCGAGUGGGAUAGCGUGUCCGACGACGCCAAGGACCUCAUCAGGAAGCUGCUCGUCAAGGACCCCACGGCACGUCUGACCGCAAGUCAGGCGCUCGUCCACCCGUGGUUCGAAAAGGUAAUGAGCGGCGAUGCGGCGGCUCAAACGUUGCGGGAUAGCGCAUUACGAUUGAACCAUCGGCUGCGAAGGUUUGCCGGCGCCAAUGCCCUCAAGAAGAUCGCCCUCAACGUCAUCGCAGAGGAUGUUGGGGGCGCGGAUGAGGGUCACCUUCGCAAGGUUUUCAACUCUUUGGAUUUGAACGGGGAUGGAGAAAUCACGGUGGACGAGCUCCAGCAGGUGAUUGCUUCGGAAGGAAUGGUGGGGAUGCAGGCAGAGGUGCUGGAGUUGCUCAACUCCAUGGACAAGAAAUUGGACUACCGAAAUUUCCUUGCUGCCACGAUGGAAAAGGGAAUCUUUCUUCGUCGAGAAAACUUGAGAAAGGCCUUCGACCACUUCGAUUUGCAGGGGACGGGAAGCAUCAACAAAUCAGACCUGAUGGAGGCGUUGGGAUCCGAGGACUGCGCACGGACAAUGCUUGAAGACAUCGACAUGGACCACGAUGGGCAGAUUAGCUUCGACGAGUUCUCAGAGAUGAUGCGACGGCUCUAA
Messenger RNA from Ectocarpus siliculosus, 1407 nucleotides. The record is from the annotation of a GenBank genome assembly. Lineage: Eukaryota; Phaeophyceae; Ectocarpales; Ectocarpaceae.